This is a messenger RNA of Cadophora gregata, 885 nucleotides long. RefSeq lists its product as uncharacterized. The record is from RefSeq and is a predicted model, not a curated record. The transcript has a single exon. Bases 1 to 885 code for a protein of 294 amino acids. Gene Ontology annotation, cellular component: BLOC-1 complex. Gene Ontology annotation, biological process: endosomal transport. Lineage: Eukaryota; Fungi; Ascomycota; Leotiomycetes; Helotiales; Ploettnerulaceae.
AUGUCCGCCCACGCCUCAAGCUCAGGAGCGCCCCCCCCUCUUCCCCCACCAACACACCCAUUGACCAACCCUCAUGGCAACCCACCAACCUCCAUCUCUCCAACCCUCCCCUCCUCAUCCUCCUCCACGCACUCCCCAAGCAUCAGCAUGACCUCUCCCUCCAUCCACUCCCCAGAAACCGCACGCCAGAUCGCCGAAGCGCGCGCUGCCCUCGAAGCCUCCAUGACCAACAUCGGCUCCUCGCUGGACACCACCCUUCGCUCGCGCGCGCAGGACCUGCACUCCAACUCCAAACAGCUUGAGAAGCAGCAGAAAGAUGUAGUGAAGGCGACAGAGGCGUUGAGGAAGGAGAGCGAUAAGCUGAAGAAGGUCGCGGAUGAGGGGAUGAAGAGGGUCAAGGAGUUGGGGAACGUGCAGAAUUGGGCAGAGAUGUUGGAGCGGGAUUUUUUGGUGUUGGGAGAGACGUUGAGAUUGGUGGAAAGGGGGAGUGAGAGUGAGGGAAGUAGUUAUACUGGGAGCGAGUGGGAGACUAGUAGUGAAGGGAGUAGAGAUGAGGAGUGUGGUAGAGAGCCUGCUAUUGGGUUGGAAGGGGGAGGAGAGGGAAAGAGCAUGGAGAGGGAUGCCGGGUCUAUGGGCGAUGCGCCACCCCUGGAAACGCCAAAUCAGACGAAUGUUGAUGCAGAUGGAGAUACCCAGAUGGAUGGCACAGAGAGUGAGGUUCGAGAUAAGGGGAAAGGAAAGGCCGUUGAGGUUGUGAGCGAUACUCUGACUGAGGAUCAAGUUGCUCCUAUGGCUGGAGGUUCAUCGACAGCUACUGCUACGAAUGGUUCUACUUCAGACCCUUCGUCGAGUUCCAUUCAUACGGCUGCUUCGGCGGCUAGCUAA